AUGGACAACACUACCUGGAUGGCCAACUACACUGGAUGGUCAAAUUUCAUCCUGAUUGGACUCUUCAGUCAAUCCAAACACCCAGCUCUCCUGUGUGUGGUCAUUUUUGUAGUUUUCUUGAUGGCCUUGUCUGGAAAUGCUGUCCUAAUCCUUCUGAUACAGUCUGUUGCUCACCUGCACACCCCCAUGUACUUUUUCAUCAGCCACUUGUCUCUCAUGGACAUGAUGUACGUUUCUGUCACUGUGCCCAAGAUGCUCAUUAACCAGGUCACAGGACAGAAUAAGAUCUCAGCCCCUGGAUGUGGGAUGCAGAUGUUCCUUUAUGUGACUCUCAUAGGUUCAGAAUUUUUCCUUUUAGCUGCCAUGGCCUAUGACCGUUAUGUGGCCAUCUGUCAUCCUCUCCAUUACCCUGUCCUCAUGAACCAUAGGGUGUGUCUUUUCUUGGCAUCUGGCUGCUGGUUCCUGGGAUCUGUGGAUGGCUUCAUGCUCACUCCCAUUACCAUGACCUUCCCCUUCUGCAGAUCCCGGGAGAUCCAUCACUUCUUCUGUGAAGUCCCUGCUGUAAUAAUGCUCUCUUGCUCGGACACAUCCCUCUAUGAGACACUCAUGUACCUGUGCUGUGUCCUCAUGCUCUUAAUCCCUGUGACAGUCAUUUUAAGCUCCUAUUCAUUCAUCCUCCUCACCAUCCACAGGAUGAACUCAACAGAGGGCCAGAAGAAGGCCUUCGCCACCUGCUUCUCCCACAUGAUGGUGGUCAUCCUCUUUUACGGGGCUGCCAUCUAUACCUACAUGCUCCCCAGCUCCUACCACAUUGCCAAGAAGGAUAUGGUGGUGUCUGUCUUCUACACCAUACUCACACCUGUGCUAAACCCUUUAAUAUAUAGUCUUAGGAAUAAGGAUGUCAUGGGGUCUCUGAAGAAAAUGCUGAAUGUGAGACCUGCCUUUCAGGGAACUAUAAAGUAG
Messenger RNA from Cynocephalus volans (Philippine flying lemur), 963 nucleotides. RefSeq names its product olfactory receptor 2T29-like. Gene Ontology annotation, cellular component: plasma membrane. Bases 1 to 963 code for a protein of 320 amino acids. The record is from RefSeq and is a predicted model, not a curated record. Gene Ontology annotation, biological process: detection of chemical stimulus involved in sensory perception of smell; G protein-coupled receptor signaling pathway. The transcript has a single exon. Gene Ontology annotation, molecular function: G protein-coupled receptor activity; olfactory receptor activity. Lineage: Eukaryota; Metazoa; Chordata; Mammalia; Dermoptera; Cynocephalidae.